Messenger RNA from Manduca sexta (tobacco hornworm), 2308 nucleotides. RefSeq names its product O-acyltransferase like protein. The transcript is spliced from 13 exons. NCBI's taxonomy places the organism in Eukaryota, Metazoa, Arthropoda, Insecta, Lepidoptera, Sphingidae. The record is from RefSeq and is a predicted model, not a curated record. Gene Ontology annotation, molecular function: acyltransferase activity, transferring groups other than amino-acyl groups. Bases 103 to 2301 code for a protein of 732 amino acids.
UGCGUGCUAGAGCAGAUAAUAUUAAUUUAAUGAGAGACACCGUAGCAUACUGAAUAGAGUGGUUUAUAGUACUAUAAUUAAUAUAUAUAUAAAAAAAAAAACAUGGAGAAGUUUUUCGUUUUAGUGUUGAUGAAUUUAUUUUUUUAUAAAUAUACAAAUGGUCAUUUAGUAAUACCAACAGAUGGGUCUAUGUCUAAUCUCGCGUUUGAUCAGCAACUCUACGAAGAUGUUUUGGAUCCAGAGUUGUGUCAAGAGCAAAUAAAUUAUUUGCGCUUGAAUAACACUCUUCUUCUGGCAAGAUUUUUUGACGCCGGAAUUAGAACACCCAAAGGAAUUUUGGAAGGAAAUUUCCUUGAUAUGGGUAAUUACCACCAGUGUCUCGGAAUACAGGAGACUUUGCCAGAUCUGUCAAUCGACGGCAAAUACUGCACAAUCAGUGUGCCCCUUGAUCAGGAUUUAGUUUUGCCGUCUUUCCCCGAUUUGCCAGGAUUACCGGACUUCCCAGGAUGGCCAGAUAUCCCUUGGCCAGAGUUGAAUCCGGAAUUGACUCGCAUACCUAAAGAAACGCAUGACCGUGUAAAGACAUUUAGAUCUCUGCAUGCAGACGGCUUGUCUAAUCCUAGAGCACUUCUAUCAUCAGAAAAGCGUGAUGUGACACUGAAUCUAGCUAUAUGCAUACCCAAAGCAUGUACAACGCGGGAAGCGAUCGACGGGAUGCUUUUCAACACAACGGCUGUAGGCUUUCAAUAUAAAGACGAUUUUUGUCGCUUGCCCGGCGACAAACCGUGGGUGGCCGCUGAUUAUAUAGCUAUUGUCAUAUUUGGAACAAUUGCUGUCAUCACAAUUUUAAGCACAGCGUACGACAUACGCCACAAUAUUAUUCUUAAAAGAGAACCAAAGCAAAUAAACAAACUCCUGCAAUCGUUUUCCGUGUACACUAACACGCGACGUCUCGUCACGUACACGUCGGUGCCGGGGACCCUGGAGUGUCUGGACGGCAUCAGGGUGAUGGCCAUGCUGUGGGUCAUAGUGGGCCACACGUACGUCACCAAGUUCAACGAAUCACUCGCAAAUCCUCUGGACGUUUUGAAUUGGAUGACCUCGUUCAGUUCCCUUUGGAUCACGUCGGCGCCAUUCACUGUGGACACUUUCUUCAUGAUCAGCGGUCUGCUGGUCGUCUACACUACUGCUGGAAAAUUAACCAGAAUGAAUCUACUAAAGAAUCUCCAUUUUUUCUAUUUGAAUCGUUUGCUGCGAAUGUUUCCCGUACUGGCCGCGUUCGUGUUGCUCCAAGCGUCUAUACUGAACUGGAUAUCGGACGGUCCAAACUGGACCACGGUUGCCCAGAGUACGAACAGUUGCAGGGUGUUCUGGUGGUCCACUCUUCUGCACAUACAAAACUACGUCAACCCAGGUCAUAUGUGCGUCGCCCAAACCUGGUACCUGGCGGUGGACGUGCAGAUGCAUAUCCUGUCCCCCCUGGUCCUGUUCUGGGUUCUGGGCACCAGGAGAAGGGUGGCGUGGACCGCGCUGACGGUAGCUAUGAUACUGGCACUGGUCCCCGCCACUGUGUACAACGUCAUAAUGGAGUUUCCUGCGGGUCCAGUUACAAUUUCCCGUGCGAGUGAGCAAGCGUACUACAUGUUUAAUUACUACGUCAAUACUCUGACGCGCUGUUCGCCGUUCUUCGUCGGAAUGAUAUACGGGUACCUCUUGCAUCUGAACAAAGGGAGAGUCGUUAUGAUAUCUAAGUUGAGCGCAACAGUCCUGUGGCUGUGCGCUACUAUUCUAUCCACUACUGUGUUCAUGUCGUCAUAUCCAAUCCUCCAAUCCGACUGGGAUAACCAAGCUGUGGACACUACCAUCAACUCCGUGUCCCGUCCGGCCUGGGCAUUGGCUAUCGGAUGGAUGGUAUUCGCGUGUGUGCACGGCUACGGUGGUCCGAUAAACUGGUACCUGUCUCUGAAAAUGUGGAAGUUCCCGAGCCGGCUCUCGUACGCGAUGUACAUCGUCCACUACAGCCUCAUGUUCGUCGUCAACUCGACCGCCAUCACGCCAUACCACUUCACCGUAAUGGGCACGAUGUACCGUUUUUUCGGUGAUUUAGGUCUGACGUUGGUGUUAUCGUUCGUUUUGACGGUGACGGUGGACUCUCCCUGCAGUACACUCAUCAAACAUUUCCUAGGCAAUGGUCCUAAAAGGCAACAAGUCAAGCCCUCAAUUGAAGAGGAGAAAGAAGGUGAAUUUACCGGAAGAAUUAAUCAUGCAUACAUUAGUGAUGAAACAAAAAGUAAAUUGUAGUCGAUAA